Messenger RNA from Brienomyrus brachyistius, 2830 nucleotides. Its product is annotated as GTP-binding protein Di-Ras2. The transcript is spliced from 2 exons. Gene Ontology annotation, cellular component: plasma membrane. The coding region runs from base 226 to 825 and encodes 199 amino acids. The record is from RefSeq and is a predicted model, not a curated record. Lineage: Eukaryota; Metazoa; Chordata; Actinopteri; Osteoglossiformes; Mormyridae. Gene Ontology annotation, molecular function: GDP binding; GTP binding; GTPase activity. Gene Ontology annotation, biological process: signal transduction.
AGGCGGUGAAAGGCAGCGAGAUCCCACCUGACGUCAUGGCGCGAUAAGCCUCAGAGGGACGGCGUUAGCUCGGCGAGCUGCGCCUUUAAAUACCGCUCGCGCGGAUGCGGACCUUAUUGCGGACCAAACGGGACAGACUGUCGCAGCUAUUUCAUUCACUAUGAAAUCUGAAGUGUAAACUUCCACCACUUCCCUGUCAGUUUUGUUACCGUACUGCGAAGAACAAUGCCGGAGCAGAGCAAUGACUACCGCGUGGUGGUAUUCGGCGCGGGGGGUGUGGGUAAAAGCUCCCUGGUGCUACGCUUUGUGAAGGGGACCUUCCGCGAGAGCUACAUCCCCACCGUGGAGGACACGUACCGGCAGGUGAUCAGCUGCGACAAGAGCAUCUGCACCCUGCAGAUCACCGACACCACCGGCAGUCACCAGUUCCCCGCCAUGCAGCGUCUCUCCAUCUCCAAGGGUCACGCCUUCAUCCUGGUCUACUCCAUCACCAGCCGGCAGUCGCUGGAGGAGCUCAAGCCCAUCUUUGACCAGGUCUGCCAGAUCAAGGGCGACGUGGAGAACAUUCCUAUCAUGCUGGUGGGCAACAAGUGCGACGAGGCCCAGAAUCGGGAGGUGGAGAUGAGCGACGGAGAAGCCAUGUCCAGGAAGUGGAAGUGUGCCUUCAUGGAAACGUCGGCCAAGACCAACCACAACGUCAAGGAGCUCUUUCAGGAGCUGUUGAACUUGGAGAAGCGCAGGACUGUUAGCCUCCAGAUCGACGGCAAGAAGAAUAAGCAGCAGAAGCGGGCGGAGAAACUCAAGGGAAAGUGCGUGGUCAUGUGAGAAGACCAGGCCCUCGCACGGGCCUGUGGGAGCCGGACAACAGAAGCUCAUGCUCCAGUCCGAACUCACCCAGCACCCUCCGCGGUCCACAUUCAGAACUGGGAGGCGAAAAGGAGGUUGAGGGUUAAAUCACUUUUUACAACAAACUACAAGACACAACAGGCGGCCGUAUACAUAAAUAAAUGCUCCCUGUGGUAAAUCAAACACCAAAACAUUACAAAUCAGUCAAUAAAGUUACCCUGCACCUGUAGGGGGUAAGCACUCUCCACGUUUGCACUCAUGCAGCUCUCACUAGCCUCUCAAGCUCACAUUUAAUGCAGCCGUAAAUAUGAGAUAUUCGAGGUGCAUGAGCUCUGCGGCAAGCAUCAGAGAUUACCUGCCAUGAAAUAUGAAAUUUUUAUAUUGCACGAAAAGAUGAUUAAAUCACCUUAAUAAUUGUCCUAUAAGCUUAAAAAUAUUUUGCGUGAGUCAAAAUUCACCUCCAAAGAGCAACGCUAUACUGAAGCAAUACUUCUUAAAGUUUAGAAUGUCUACUAUCCCAAAGUGCUGAAAGGGAUGGAAAUAUUAUCUUUUAAAAUAUAUAUCUCAAUGACAUUAAUAUUUUAUGUUUAAAACUGAGACAAAUAUAUAAAUCUCCCAGUGAACUGAGUUGGAAUGCAUAUCUGCACUGCCUCUCGUGUCAGGAAGACACAUGUCAGAUUGGCGAUAUGGAUACACUACAUUGGCUUUUAUCAGUGAGUUCCUGUAAUUUGCUUGAUUCCUUUUUUGGCUCACUGCAGUAGUGGGGGGGACUCCACUUCCAGCUGACUCUCUUUAUAUUGCAUAUAUAUUUUGUGUUCCUUUCGCAUUUAGCUGAUGGACACGGUUUGCCAUUAUUGAAAGGGAGAUUCUGCCAGACAGCACCCGCAUUGCACACUUAGCAAAGUGUGUUAUGUGAUGCUAAUGGGUGUCACUUUAAACAUUAAUUUAUGGUCACCAUAUUUCCCAGGAUGCUUAGAGAUGUGGUUCUUUUGUACAUAUAUACAGGACAUAACAUACAGAGUACACUGAGUGGGAAAUAUUGAAGACUGAAGCUUUUAUUUAUUAUUUCAGGGUGGAAUUAUCCAUGUCAUUUGUCUAAAAGGCAAAAAGGAACAAUAAAGUGAAUAAAAAGGGAAAGCAAGUUUACUUAAGCCUUAACAUGACCAUUGCGUAUUUACUCAGCCUCAUCCCAGAUAGUCAUGUAAUCUGUUACUCUGUGUGCAACGCAAGUAUAUGUUUAGGAAAGGUAAAUUUUCACCUACAUUCAAUGUCUGAAUCAUCUUUGCAGUAAUACCGUUACAAAAAAUUCGGAAGACCCACCUUAUGCAUUAGCCACAAAGCACAUGACAUAUAACCUGUUGUGUUUUAUCCUAAAUGUUUACAAAAUGUAAAAAUGUACAAAACAUUUUGCUACAAAAUGCUUCCAUUUAUUGAGACGUUCCUUAAACGGUUUUACAUGGCACGCAUUUUCAUUCAUUUCAACCACGGCUUUCACUUCAUUUUGCAAAUAUACAUUAACAUCUUAAGGUAUAUACUUUGUUUGUAUAAUUAUAUGUGAGAGUAUGAAUUAUGCGUAUAUUCAAUGUGGCCUAUAUUCAAGGGAACAUUUUUAAAGGUAUAUAUGUAUUAUUUAAUACUAUUUUUUCUCCAAGGUUAUAAUGUUGCAUUGCACUUGUAUAUGUAAGCAAUGAUCACAGUUUGCGAAAUGGAACUGCAUAUUCAUUAGAACUACACGCAUUCAAAGAAUAUGUGUGUUGUUUCAAUACGAAAAAAUUGAAAACACCAUGGGUAACAUGUUCUAUACAUGUACAUGUAAUAGGGAAGGGCUAAAAUCCAGUAUGUGACACACUAAUGUCUGUAGUUUGUUUAUUGAUUUUUUUAAGCAGGAGAUUUUAGUUUUACGUGUGCCUAUAGCUUUAUAUUUACUUGUAUAUAUCUUGUCACAAAAUAAAGGAAACUACGCAAUUAAUAAAGCACUUGUCUU